Cyprinodon tularosa is the source of this 1110-nucleotide messenger RNA. RefSeq names its product basic salivary proline-rich protein 1-like. Bases 1 to 1110 code for a protein of 369 amino acids. The transcript has 3 exons. NCBI's taxonomy places the organism in Eukaryota, Metazoa, Chordata, Actinopteri, Cyprinodontiformes, Cyprinodontidae. The record is from RefSeq and is a predicted model, not a curated record.
AUGGCAGCAGGGGCAGACAGCCGGGCGUACACCGGCCCAGAACCCAAGCAGCACUACCCACAGAACCCAGCCCCCGAACCCCCACCGGGGCCCCCGCCCAAGGGCAAUGCGCCCCAGGGAUCCCAGACCCCAGGACCCACCCCAUACCCACCCCGCAGUAGGGCCGGGCAAUGCCCAAAAACCCCCGGCGCCAGCGCCCCCACCCCAACCCCGGCCCCCAAACGACUCCCCCCCCGACACCGGUCCCACAGCACCAAUCCGAAGAAGAAGAAAGCCACACAACACAGCGAAGCAACGGCCGCAAACAAGCCAGUGCCCAACACCCACCGCCACACCACGAGGACCCCUCCACCCAGAUGCUCCUCCCCAGAAAGGUCAACAUGCCUGCCCUCCCAGGAGACAGGCAAGCCCGCCGAACAGGAACCCCCCCGGCAGCGCACCGCCGGCAUGCGGGGGCCCGAGCAGCCCCAACAGAAACAACACCGGAAGGCCGACAUGGACGAACCGACGGCACCAACCAAGCCCCCAGGCCGCCGAGAGGAGGACGGCCACGCCGGCCACGGCCCGUCCCCCCUCCCCGCCGCCAAACACCGAGCAACCCUCCACUCCCAAGCCGCGCACGAUGCACCACACCACGCGCCACCGGCACCCGCCCCAACAGAGCGAAGCCACACCCCGACCCGGGGGCACUCCAAAGGGACCCCCGACGCCCGCAACCAGCCCACAACAGACACACACGAACCCCGGCCACAGGCGCGACCACCCACGCCCCCCCCCCGGAUGACGCAACCACGGCAAGCGUCACGGCCAACCACCGAAACCCGGCACCGGAAGACGAGGCACGCCCCGACGCCCCGCAGAGCAGAAGCACCCUGGCCAGCACCACAAAAGAACCGAUGCCCGGCGCCCAGCCCCACCCAGCAGCAGCACAGCCACCAGGCCAGUAGCCCACGUCCGCCAACACGGAACCCCCCAAGAGCACCGCAGGACCCCCCCGCGGCGCCCCAGACCCCGCCCCGACGGGGGCAACAGUCCCCCGGGCCAGGCCCGCCAGGCACCCAGCUCCGAGCACCCCCCCGAGCCCCCAGGACCCAAGGACACCCGAACUAG